AUGACUAAGUCGAUAUAUGUGAUUUCGCCUAAUGGGCAGCAGCAAUGCGCUGGUGAAUACAUGCGCAUGGCAGUUACUGCAAACGGCCAUUCAGUGUGGGAGCAGAAAGAAGGCAGCUUCUGGAUGUAUACAGGUUCGAAUGGUAUGUGGAUUGUAGGUGGACGAGAUGCAAAAGAGAAAGACUUCAAGUGCUCCCACGGCUUGAUCUUCUGCAGAACGGUGCAACCGGAUAAGGCUGAGGUGCCGCCCGAUAAGAUUACUGGCGUUUGGGAAAGGCUAAGCGGUGAGCACUUCAUCGAGGAUCCUAGCAUUGUUGUCACCAGUGUGCUGCAUAAGCCGUCACCGCUCCGGGUUGUGAGCCCGAACGGACAGCAGAGGUGUGCAGGCGAGUACGUAUUGAUCCCUGACUGCACUGCGAACGGCUUGCCCGUUUGGGAGCAAAAGGCUGCAAGGUGUUAUUUGUACUGUGGGACCAAUGGAUCUUGGAUCUUGGGUGGUUCUGAUGCCAAGGAGAAAGGUUUCAAAUGUGCAAAAGGCGUCAUGUAUUCCAAGCGGACCAGCGGAGGCGUGAUGCCAGACAAGGUCGGUGGAGUUUGGCUCCGCCUUCACGGGGACAAAUUUCGAGAAGACUCUGCCAUCACCGUCACCAUGAAGCCGUCACGGCUCUACGUGCAGACCCCCCAUGGCCAGCACAGGUGUUCGGGCGAAUUCGUGCCAUCAGUGGAUCGCAUGGCAAACGGCUUCCCGCUUUGGGAACACACCGGUGGCAAGUGCUGGCUCUACUCAGGCAGCAAUGGAAUGUGGAUUAUUGGUGGCACAGAUGCUGCGGCCAAAGACUUCAAAUGCACCCGUGGGGUCAUCUAUUGCCAGGCAGUGCACAACGGUCAGAUGCCCGAUAAGAUGGUCGGAAACUGGUUGCGGCUGGAUGGUGACAAGUUUCGGGAGGAUGCAGCCAUCCUGGUAAGCACCAAGCCUCCGAGUUUGUAUGUCUUGUCGCCAAAUGGCCAGCCAAAGUGCGGUGGAGAGUAUGUACUUGCUGGUGAACGAUGUCACGGCCAGCCUACAUGGAAGCAAAGGCGAACAGAGUUACGGAUAUCCUCCGGGGCUGAUGGUUGCUGGACGGUGGCAGCUGGACUGCCAAAGGACGGACUGGGCUCUGAUAAGCCGUUGCUGAGAUGUGACCAACCUCACCUCGGGGAAACCCCUGAUAAGGUGGUUGCCUCCUGGAGCCGUUUGGAUGGUGAGGACUUGGUGAAGGACGACCAGAUCAGAGUAUCCUCAACCUCCUCGCUUGGAAAGCCCGUGAAGUUGCACGUGUCCACGCCCAAUGGGCAGCAGAACUGUGGCGGGGCCUACUUGCUUGUGGCUGGUGAAUCCGCCAAUGGCAGCCCACUGUGGAAGCAGAUGGGUGGGAAAUAUUGGCUCUACUCAGGAACGAAUGGCUUGUGGAUCAUCGGAGGUAGUGGAGCAAAGCGAAAGAACUUCGAUUGUUCACGUGGAGUCAUUUACUCGCAAACACCUCAUGGAGGCCAACUGCCGCACCAGGUCACUGGGGCCUGGCUGCGCUUGCAAGGUCAGGAGUUUGUGGAGGAUGGCAAGAUAAGCAUUGUCCAGUGCGAAGCAGUGGAGGAGGAUUUCCCCAGCAUCCUUGAGCUGGCCAGACAGGUUGCUGAGGAGCCUGAUGCAUUUCUUUUCGAUGAGGACUACACGAUUGAGGAGCUUGAGGCACUAUGGCUGCCUGAGCCCACCCAGAAAGCUGAGACCUUCGUGCUGGAGGCGAGCGACUUUGAAGGCAUUGUCGGAGUCUAUGUCCUCCAUCCUGCAGCACAUGGACGUGGAGCUCACAUUGCGCAUGGCCUCUACAUGGUUGCGAAGAAUGCGCGUGGUAGAGGUUUUGGGAAGUCAUUGUGCUUGCACUCUCUAGCAAGGGCACAGCACCGAGGAUACAAAGGUAUGCGAAUCAACAUGGUGGUGGCGACCAACAGCUCAGCACGCAGUGUAUGCGAUGCUUGUGGUUUCCAAGUGCUUUGCACUCUCCCAAGGGCGUUCCAGCAUCCACAGCUCGGACUGGUGGACGCCAUGCUGAUGUUCCAUGACCUGGAGCAGACUGCCUCACACAAGGAAGCCCCAGCGGUCGAUGCUGCGCCAAGACUGCAGAGCCGCAAGUCACUGCAGAGGGAGGAGGUGGAAGUUGGCAGCGAGGUUCAUAUCCGGCCGCGUCUCCAGCUGCCUCUGGGUUCAGGUAGCACAAAGCUUGAAGUACAGCCGGCUCUUCCGCUAGGUCUGACAUUAGAUCCUGCCUCGGGUGUCAUCGCCGGUACGCCAGUGUCCGUUGCUGAGGACACGAGAUAUUUCAUCAAGGCCACGGUGGCAGAGGUUUUGCUCAAGGUGAACGAUGUUCCAGAUGAUGAGCAAUGCGAGGACGUUGCCAUGUCCAUCAACGAGGACUUUGCUACUCGUGUGGAGUCCGUUCGUGAGAUUAGCGACAUGUUGCCUGAGCCCUGCAAGACAAGGGCUUAUGGUGACUGGAUGGUGUGGAUGGUCCACCGAGCCUGGCUGGACGACCCUUCCCUGACGGAUCUCAACUUUAGCAACAUGCACAUGCCACCACCACACGUCGAAAGACGAAUUGCUCCCAAGCUGAUGGAGGCCAUGGCAAGGAACACGCACCUCGAGAAGUUGGCGCUUUCAAACUCCAAUUUGCUGAAGGCAUCAGGAGUUCAGCUUGCCAGCGCCUUGCGGUCCAACUCAUCGCUGAAGACCUUGAACCUCGAGAGCAAUUGGCUGGACUCCAAUGCGGUCCGUGAGCUCGCUUUAGCCAUCAAGGACAAUUACAGCAGCAAGAUCGAAUGCCUGCGGUUUUCCCAUCAAAAGCAAAUGGGGCAGUUCUUCGGAAGGCCGACAGAGGAAGCAGUCGGACAAAUGAUGCAGAACAACGAUAAUAUUGUGAAGCUCGGUUUUGAGUGCGAUGAUGCGCAUUGGCGCAAUGAAAUUGAUCGAGCGCUGCUGCGGAACAACGACUCGUGGAGGAGACGACAAGCUCCUCCAGAUGAGGCUCUGCCAACAGCAGAGGAACACUCGCUAGGUCGCCUUCAUAUCGUAGACCCGCCCGAUGCUUCUGCCAACGAGGUUCUUGGCCGCUACGGGACCUUGUGUGACUAUUUGGAUCACAAUAAAAAGAUCCCAACCAGCUCGCAGCUGCAGAACAGCACCCGAAGUAACGGCCAGCAGAUUUCGUACGCCAAAGCUGCCCCCAUGAUCAAGGAGUUUCGAUCAUGGAUACUGGAUCAUGCUGUCAACAAGCUGGUGGAAAUUUUCGACAGCUUCGAAACAGCGACUAGCGGUGUCCUGCGCCGAUGGAGUUCCAGUCACGAUCAUUGGAUGGUGGAGAUUUGGGUUGAGGACAGAAGGUGCACUUUCCGUGGAUCCCGCGAGCCAGCUGUAUCCCUGUCUGAGCACUGGGUUGAGUGGCUUGGAUCUAGUAGAGGGCCAAGCGUGCGCAUUGGCCUGCCCGAGAGCCAAGCUGGUGCAUGA
Molecule: messenger RNA, 3534 nt
Organism: Symbiodinium pilosum
Lineage: Eukaryota; Dinophyceae; Suessiales; Symbiodiniaceae
Source: the annotation of a GenBank genome assembly